AAAGUAACACUUGUGGUGAUUGGAGACCUGUGCCUGCCUGUUCCAUUCCUACACCUCGUCAUCUCACCACACCCUUCACUUCACCUUACACUCUCCUCCGGCCCAGGAACUGAAGCUACAAAGAAGGAAGAGAAGGGAGAAGAGAAAGAGGAAACUAAGAAUUCCCAGCCCAACCCCAAGCUCCAUAUCCAGUGCAACGAACAGUCUGGUUGGAACACGCUCCAUCUCCCGCUCCAGCCUCCACUCCGGCCCCCAUUUCGGCUCCAGCCUCGCAUCGAGUUCUGGUCCUCAAUCCUCCGGGUUGCAUCCUCCCUCCCGUUCCUGCCCUCCGCCAGCUCCCGCUCCGGGAUUGAGUAGCCGGACCCUCAAGGCAUGGCUGGUCCCUUCUCUCGUCUGCUGUCCGCCCGCCCGGGGCUCAGGCUCCUGGCUUUGGCUGGAGCUGGGUCUCUAGCCGCUGGGUUUCUGCUCCGCCCGGAACCUGUAAGAGCCGCCAGUGAACGACGAAGGCUGUAUCCCCCGAGCGCUGAGUACCCAGACCUCCGAAAGCACAACAACUGCAUGGCCAGUCACCUGACCCCAGCAGUCUAUGCCCGGCUCUGCGACAAGACCACACCCACUGGUUGGACGCUAGAUCAGUGUAUCCAGACUGGCGUGGACAACCCCGGCCACCCCUUCAUCAAGACUGUGGGCAUGGUAGCUGGAGAUGAGGAGACCUAUGAGGUAUUUGCGGAGCUGUUUGAUCCUGUGAUACAAGAGCGACACAAUGGAUAUGACCCCCGAACAAUGAAACAUACCACUGACCUGGAUGCCAGCAAGAUACGUUCUGGCUACUUUGAUGAGAGGUAUGUAUUGUCCUCAAGAGUCAGAACUGGCCGAAGUAUCCGUGGACUCAGUCUUCCUCCAGCCUGCACUCGGGCAGAGCGACGAGAGGUGGAACGUGUUGUAGUAGAUGCACUGAGUGGCCUGAAGGGUGACCUGGCUGGACGUUACUAUCGGCUCAGUGAGAUGACUGAGGCUGAACAGCAGCAGCUUAUUGAUGAUCACUUCCUAUUUGAUAAGCCUGUGUCCCCAUUGUUGACUGCAGCAGGAAUGGCUCGAGACUGGCCAGAUGCUCGUGGGAUCUGGCACAACAACGAGAAGAGCUUCUUGAUCUGGGUGAAUGAGGAGGAUCAUACAAGGGUCAUCUCUAUGGAGAAGGGUGGCAACAUGAAGAAAGUGUUUGAAAGAUUCUGUCGAGGCCUCAAAGAGGUGGAGCGGCUGAUCCAGGAACGUGGCUGGGAGUUCAUGUGGAAUGAGCGUUUGGGAUACAUCUUGACCUGUCCGUCUAACCUGGGCACUGGACUUCGGGCAGGAGUGCACAUCAAACUGCCUCUGCUAAGCAAAGAUAGCCGCUUCCCAAAGAUCCUGGAGAACUUAAGGCUCCAGAAACGUGGUACUGGAGGAGUGGACACAGCUGCCACAGGCAGCAUCUUUGACAUCUCUAAUUUGGACCGACUGGGCAAGUCAGAGGUGGAGCUGGUGCAGCUGGUCAUCGAUGGCGUGAACUAUUUGAUUGAUUGUGAACGGCGUCUGGAGAGAGGCCAGGAUAUCCGCAUCCCUCCUCCUCUUGUCCACAAUAAGCAUUAAAUCCCCCUCCCCAGAAGAUGACUCAAGAUCCCCAAGACUUCUGCUUGUUCUAAUGUGGCCCAUUCUACUUGCCUUGGAUGCCCCCAACUCCCUUCUGUCCUAGUAAAGACUCCUUGCUGUGCUCUA
Messenger RNA from Mustela lutreola (European mink), 1752 nucleotides. It is a transcript of the gene CKMT1A, whose product is annotated as creatine kinase, mitochondrial 1A. Gene Ontology annotation, molecular function: creatine kinase activity. Gene Ontology annotation, cellular component: mitochondrion. Bases 373 to 1626 code for a protein of 417 amino acids. Gene Ontology annotation, biological process: phosphocreatine biosynthetic process. The record is from RefSeq and is a predicted model, not a curated record. The transcript has 10 exons. Lineage: Eukaryota; Metazoa; Chordata; Mammalia; Carnivora; Mustelidae.